Molecule: messenger RNA, 2227 nt
Organism: Heteronotia binoei (common prickly gecko)
Lineage: Eukaryota; Metazoa; Chordata; Lepidosauria; Squamata; Gekkonidae
Gene: LRRC43
Product: leucine rich repeat containing 43
Exons: 15
Coding region: 2-2227 (741 amino acids)
Molecular function (GO): protein binding
Source: RefSeq, a predicted model, not a curated record
UAUGGACGGCCUCCGCGCCUCCGCCGCCUUCUGGACGCACCUGCGCACGCUCUGCCUCGACCAGUUCCCCUGCGGCAUCGGGAGCUGGAAUAAAUCCCGUUUCUCCCAACCGAAAGCCAAAGCCACGCAGCGCUUUGGGCAGCAACAGAUGAGCCUGGCUCUGUGUGACCAGCUCAUCCCUCCCACCGAAGAGACCGUAGAAGCGCUCACAGAGUUUCUGAGAAGCCCGGGCUCCCCAUGGGCUCUGCCCCCCAACUGCAUCCCUGAGGACCAGCAGCUGAGGGAGCUGGCGGUGCGGACUCCAGAGGUCAUCCAAGACAGCUUCAUCUUCUCCUACUUCAGAUCGCUCAAGAUUGUGAAUAAAGGGGUGACUGAAAUUGAUGCCAAUUUGUUAAGAUUUCCCAACCUGGAAGAGGUCAUCCUGAGUGCCAAUCACAUCAGCAGGAUCAACUCCACCAACCUCCCUCCGACACUGAAGGUGCUGGAACUUUGUGGCAAUGAGGUGGACAGCUUGAAGGACCUGUGUGCCCACCCUCCUCCAGAGCUCCAGCAUUUGGGCCUUGGUCAUAACUGCCAGCUGGGCUCCUCUCAGGAAGACUACUUCACAGAUGCUUUCUGGCCGAAGCUUGUCUCUCUCGACUUGAGUUAUAACAACUUUACGGACUUGCUGGGCCUCCUCUCCAAACUCGGGACGCUGAAGAAGCUCCGGGUCCUUGUGCUGCAGGGCAACCCCCUGGCGCUGAUGCCCAGCUAUCGUGGCUUCAUCAUAGACAGCCUGCCCAAACUCUGUGCCCUGGACGACACCAUCAUCACCCCAGACGAAAGGCACUGGUUCCUGGGCGUGUCCAACAAUCCAGCGCUGCUGCAGGAGGACGUGGAGAUGGUCGUCACGAUUGGCAAGAUCCGAGGAAUCCCCAAUCCCGUAGGCACCGAGGAUGUGGAGAGCAGCCCCGAGUCCCCCAGGAUCACCUACAGCUACUACGUGACGUAUGAGUUUGCCAAAGGUGAAAAAAUCAAUGGCGGCGACGACACCAAGGUCACGGCAUCCCAAAACCCAGUGUCACCUGUGUUGGAUGCAGAAAGCCCACCUGCAGGCCCAGAAGAAGCAGGGGGCAAUGAGGUCAUGGCUCUGGAGGUGCCCGUGAAGUCGGACUUGCCUUCUGAAACAGCGAAUGUUUACUCCACGCUUCGGAAACCCUGGGGUGAGACGGUUGAGUGUGAAUACAAAAAGGAACAUGUCACCAAAGACCUGGUUGCUUUGAAGGCUUAUUUUCUUGCUGGAACCAUCGUGGCAGUGGUGGAAGAAAAGAUUGUCUCUUGGCCUAUCAUUGUUACGCCGGUCGAGACUCCCAGCAAGAAAGGAAAGGGGAAAGCUGAGAAAGGGAAACCGGAAAAAGGGAAAAAGGAGAAAGGGAAAGAAGAGAAGGGCAAAGCGGAGAAGGGGAAGCAAAAAGACGGCGGGAAGGGCAGCGGCAAGAAGAAAAAGAAAGCCCCUUCUCCUGAGUUCCAAAGUGACCCUCCCAUCUUGAAGACCCUGGGCUCUGGCCACGUCGACCUUCAGAGCCUCCUGGCCGGAGAGUCGCAGGUGACAACUGUGUGUGACUUUGGCGUUCUGAUCACGGACCUGAUCCCUCAACCCUCAGCCCUGAAAGAGAAGGAUGGUAAAAAAGGCAAAAAUAAAGAUAAAAAACCCAAAGGUGGAACAGAGAGUGCAUCAAACCGGAAGAGUUCGUUGUCUGCCAAAGGCACAGUAAAAUACGUUGGCUCUUGCAAGCAACUGCUGGCUCUUCCUCUUGUGCCAAGCACAGUAAGGUGCCUCCAAGCCACCGUUGCCCAGUUGCGGGACACCAGCCAGUCUGCUUAUUCCAGCAUGUCUGUUUAUCUCGAAGGGGCUUUCUCAGAGGGCCUCUAUCACCGGGCGCGCGCCGGGGCCGAGCCCACCGUUGCCAUGGCGACCCCGGCCCGGGCCCUGCAGCCGCGCGCCCUUCUGGCCGCUCGCGCGCUCUCCUGGCCGCCGCUCCUGCUCUGCUCUGCUCUCCUCGGGGCGCUGGAGCGAGGAGGAGGCGGGGUCGGCGGCGGCGGCGGGGAGGGGCUGGCUGCCGGGCAGGCGAGCGGAGGAGCGGCGCGCCCACAGUCGCCCCGGCGCCCUUGCAGAGAGGCUGAGCAGGCUGGUGUGACUCCCAGAGUAAUUUCUCCCAGAAUAAUUGCUGCAAGCAAAGAGCUGUAG